Messenger RNA from Theobroma cacao (cacao), 797 nucleotides. RefSeq names its product major allergen Pru ar 1-like. The record is from RefSeq and is a predicted model, not a curated record. Gene Ontology annotation, cellular component: cytoplasm; nucleus. Gene Ontology annotation, molecular function: protein phosphatase inhibitor activity; signaling receptor activity; abscisic acid binding. Lineage: Eukaryota; Viridiplantae; Streptophyta; Magnoliopsida; Malvales; Malvaceae. Gene Ontology annotation, biological process: abscisic acid-activated signaling pathway; defense response.
UUAGUUCUCACUUCUUCCCACAGCUCAAUCACUCAGUUAAUUCUCCCCUUUUCUCUCUCUGUUUGUCUUCCUUGAUUUGAACAUUUCCAAACUCCUAGUUUGGCAUCAUGGGUGUUGUCACUUAUGAAAUGGAGGUUGCUACCUCAAUCCCCCCAGCCAAGAUGUUCAAGGCCUUUGUUCUUGAUGCUGACAAUCUUAUCCCCAAGGUUGUGCCACAGGCAAUCAAGAGCUCUGAGCUCCUUGAAGGAGAUGGUGGGCCUGGAAGUAUCAAGAAGAUUACUUUUGGUGAAGGAAGCCAAUUCAAGUAUGUGAAGCACAAGGUUGAAGGAAUAGACAAAGAGAAUUUCUCAUACAGUUACAGUGUGAUCGAAGGUGAUGCUUUGAUGAAUACACUUGAGAAGAUCAGUUACGAGACCAAAUUUGUUGCAGGCCCAGAUGGAGGCUCAGUUUGCAAGAGCACCAGCAAGUAUUAUACCAUUGGUGACAUUGAAAUCAAGGAAGAGCAAAUUAAGGCAGGGAAAGAAAGGGCCUUGGGAAUGUACAAGGCUGUUGAAGCUUAUCUCUUGGCAAAUCCUGAUGCCUACAACUAGGUUGCCUUUCAGCUCCAGCUUGCUGUUCUUCGUGUCAUCAGUUUUUUAAUGUUGUGAUUUUUCAUAUUCCCUUGAUUGGCUAAAUAAGGUUGGUCCCUGAGUGUGAUGAUCUGUAUUUCAUUAUAAUUAAAGAGGUUGAGUUGUAUCAUCUUUGAUAUAUGAAAUGACAAACAAGUCAAUGUUUUACUUGCAACAAAAUUUGGUUAA